AUGCAGCUUACCACCAUCGCACUCCUUGUCCUCACAGCCGGCUACUCUGCCGCUCUGCCUACCACCACCGACUCCUCCGCCCUUACUUUGGCCGUUGAAGUCCCUUCCGUCUCGCCACCACUCGAUGUUACAAACAGUUCCUCUCCCAUCUCGGCCCGCGGAGUCGGAGUCAGCUCUAACGUCUGGCGUGAAUUCAAACUCUGCACCGACUCGAAUCUGCGCGGGGUGUGCAUGAACCAGCGCGUCCGAGCCGACCAGUCGUGCUAUAACCUGUCCUCUUGGAUGAACGACAAGGCGUCGUCUGUUUGGGUAUCUGGGGCAUACUGCUGGCUGUACAAGAACGGGUUCUGCUCUGGGGAGUCGCGGCAGAUCCGGGGGCCGGUGCAAAAUUUGGGGUCGAUGGGGUUCAAUGAUAAGACCAGCAGCUUCAAGUGCCAGUACUACACGAAUAUCUAG
Molecule: messenger RNA, 456 nt
Organism: Lasiodiplodia theobromae
Lineage: Eukaryota; Fungi; Ascomycota; Dothideomycetes; Botryosphaeriales; Botryosphaeriaceae
Product: Beta/gamma crystallin
Exons: 1
Coding region: 1-456 (151 amino acids)
Source: RefSeq, a predicted model, not a curated record